Saccostrea cuccullata (small rock oyster) is the source of this 2959-nucleotide messenger RNA. Its product is annotated as adipokinetic hormone/corazonin-related peptide receptor variant I-like. The transcript has 6 exons. Gene Ontology annotation, biological process: G protein-coupled receptor signaling pathway; cellular response to hormone stimulus. Gene Ontology annotation, cellular component: plasma membrane. Gene Ontology annotation, molecular function: peptide binding; vasopressin receptor activity. The record is from RefSeq and is a predicted model, not a curated record. The coding region runs from base 448 to 1608 and encodes 386 amino acids. NCBI's taxonomy places the organism in Eukaryota, Metazoa, Mollusca, Bivalvia, Ostreida, Ostreidae.
CCUAUCAAGUCAUACCAGAUCAAUGCUUGCCUGAUAUCGAUAUAGGAAAACUAGUUGGGGAUACCUUUGGUAUUAACGCAGCUGGAAUACAAAUGUGCAGUCUCCUUAAAUUUAUACUGUACUUUUAAGUUUAGUUCAUUCUUACAGACUAAUAUCUUGGAGUGCUUAAUACGAUAUCUUGUAUAAUGUUUUGCGCACAGGAGAGUUCUACAGCAAUUUACUGGCAGGAUGUAUAGGAAGAACGAGGGAAAGCUUUCAUACAUGUUUUCUUGCUGAGAGAUCUCCUGUAUUUCUUUCAUUUAAAGUACGUUUUUUAAAAAACUUUACAAUUGUUUCACUUCGAUCAUUGUAUUAAUUGGAAAUAAUGAAAAUGCCAUGUUACAGAAUGACGAAGAUGUGAUUUCUUUAAAAAAAACUGUUUUAAUUUUUAGUUAGUACGGAUAUAACAUGAAUUUCACCUACCCUUUUUAUCAGAUAGAGGACAGCAAGGAGACAUUUACAACAAUGAACACAACGACUGUUUAUGGGUUCGGAAACAUGUCCUUCAGAGGUUUACCGCGGGAAAUGACAUUCAACGAUGAUAAUGUCAUGUCUGUGAUAGCAUAUUCGUGUCUCUUUAUAUUCGCUGCUACUGGAAAUUUAAUCGUGCUGGUGACUCUGUUAAAAAGUCGGAGAUACAAAUCUAGAGUGAAUACAUUUAUUAUGCAUUUGUCCAUAGCCGAUUUAAUUGUGGCUUUUGUAAUGCUACCUUUGGAAACUGCGUGGCACAUUACUGUGUCUUGGAAAGCUGGGGAUGCGGCGUGUCGGAUUUUGAUGUUUUUUCGCGCUCUUGGAUUUUAUCUUUCGUCGUUUGUGCUGGUGACUAUAAGUUUAGACCGUUAUUUUUCCAUCGUCCAUCCCAUGAGCAUACACGACGCCGACAGGAGAGGCAAGAUUAUGCUUACUAUGGCUUGGUUACUAAGCGUCAUCGCCAGUCUACCACAGAGUAUUAUUUUUCAUGUGGAGCGUCAUCCUAAAUUCACGUGGUUUGAGCAGUGCGUGACGUUUAACUUUUUCCCGACUGAGCAACACGAGCUUGCUUACAACUUAUUCAACGUUAUCACUGUGUAUUUGUUACCACUGGUCAUCAUCACAACUUCAUACUCCCUCAUACUUUACAAAGUGUCCAAAACAGCCAGACGAGACGAGGAGGAACGACGCGAGUUUGGACUGUAUACACAUCGGUCACACACAUACCCGCUCUCCAGAAGUGGUCUCAUAUCAUGCACGCGCGCUGGAAUCAUCGGGAAGGCCCGAAUCAGAACAUUAAAAAUGACACUAGUUAUAGUGACGGUUUUUGUCCUGUGUUGGACCCCAUAUUUUCUUAUGGUGUCCUGGUUUUGGAUCGACAGGGAAUCCGCUAAAAAUAUUGAUACUAAAGUUCAAAGAGGCCUUUUCAUCUUUGCCGUGUCCAGUGCGUGUCUGGAUCCCAUUGUUUAUGGUAUGUUUACAACUGCAUUCCGCAAAGAGGCUAGGAGGUGGAUUGGAUGGUUUAAGGACCGAUUAAACCGCAUGGGUUUAUACACUUUGACCCCUAACACAGCAAGCGAGCAGGAAAAUUUCAAAUAGCCGACUGACGAAAAUUAGACUUCUCACAUUUAUUAUUCACAAGGAGCCUUCGACCAUCGUUUUUUUUUAUUUCCUUAAAGAUUAUUAAGGGAAAGAACGAAAUAUUAUAAAUAGGGGGAAUUACACUGUACAUAUCUGUAUGUCAACUUAAAUAAUUUAUCUAUAAAGAAUGUAAAAAAAAAAAACCAAGAUCAUUGAAUUAGAAUUGGUUUAAAACUUUAUACACUGUAAUUGAAAGCCUUGAAAUUUGUUAACAGUGAAAAGAUUUUUCAUUUCAUUUCAGAUGUUUAAUUAUAAUGCAUUUUUUUAGAUUUUAUUUUUUACGUUGAUGUUUAUUAAAACAAGGUCGAUAGAACAAUGCCGUCCUGCUCACAUAUUUUUGUUUACUUAUCUAAAAUUAAUAGGCCUUUAUUCAAAAUACGUCAUUCCGAAUCUUUCAUCUGUAUCAAGACCUUUUUAAAGAUGUAAUGAUCAUCGGUUCAUCAACACGCGUUUUUGAUGGAAUUGUUGAUGAGUUAUAUAGGACUGUCAUUGCUUGUAUUUUCAGCACGCGAUUAAACACAUCUGAGAGACCAAAAUAUAUAGUCUGAUCAAGAGAUAAUGAACUGCUUUCUCAAUAAACUUAAUGUCGAGAGUGUAAUAGGGCAUUAAAAGGACGUGUCCUUUCGACGCGCAAUUUGAUAAGAAGCAGAAUUAUCUUAACGCUCAGUUACAUAUCGACUCGAAUUCUAAUAAAAUUGGACCCUCUUUUCAUUUCCGCUAAUGUAUUAUAUGACACUGUUAUCAGAAAUAGAACGAAAAUUUGUUUAUUUUGGGGGAAUAAGUUAGGGUGUUUUGAGAAAGCGUAAUUACUUACUACAGUGAAAUUUCAAUCACCAAUGUUUAUUUAAAUUUGGUUUGGUUUGGACAUGCUGUAUGUAUAAUGUAAUGAAACACAAAUGGAUUGGGCAGCAUAUGACCUCUCCACAGUUUCAAUUUACUAUAAGAAUAAAAUGCACGUGUACAAAAUACCUGUUAAUAAGCAACAUAAAAUACCGUACGGUUGUAAAGGAAAUUAUACAUGAAGAUUUGUCAACAAAUACUGAUUGUACAUGACAAAUAAGUUACAAUAGCAAGAUGUACGUGUAAGACUUGUAUUUACACUUUACAUAAUGACUUGUAUAAACUGCUUACCCGGAUAUCGACAUGCAUUCAGUUAAUUAUAAAUCAAUGAGUAUUGAAUUUAAUGCACAAAUACCAAUCCAUUUUACCACAGUGGUGGACUAUUUGCAACAUUUAUGAUAUAACAUUCCAUCGUUUAAUAUAACGUAUUCCUGUUAAAUGACAUUUGAUAAUAAAUCUCGUCAUCAAU